Tetrahymena thermophila SB210 is the source of this 7902-nucleotide messenger RNA. RefSeq names its product transmembrane protein, putative. Lineage: Eukaryota; Ciliophora; Oligohymenophorea; Hymenostomatida; Tetrahymenidae. The transcript is spliced from 9 exons. The record is from RefSeq and is a predicted model, not a curated record.
AUGCUUAUUAAGAGCAAAGCUAAAAAAUAUGCAACUUUAUUCAUUUUUUUGCAAAGUUUUUUAAACAUUUAAAGAUGUAUUUAUGCUUUAGGAAUUAAUACUACGCACAGUGAUUACAGUUAAUUUAACUAAAUUCUUUCUUUUGAGAAAGAAUAAGUUAACAAUUAAAAACAAUCUUAAUGCUUAGAGUUUGAUCAAUUUAACCCAAAAAAAUGCUUGAAAUGUUAAAAAGGAUAUUUUUUAGAUAGCUAAUCUGAAAAAUAAUGUAUAAAAUGCUAAAAUGGGUGCUAAUAUUGUUAAUCUAUUGAUGAUUGCUUUAAUGAAGGAGAGGAUUAGAUAAAGUAAUUUAAUUAAAAUCCUACAAAAAUAUAAUAGCACUUUAACUAGAUAAAGAAAAGAAAUUUGGCGGUUUGCUCGCCUGGCUAGUUUUUUCAGAAUGGGUAAUGCGUGAAUUGCAGUUAACCAUGUUUCAAUUGUAUAAAUUAAAGCUCUUUUUGCACAGAUUGUAUGACUGGAUUUUAUUUGAACAAUAAUUCUUGCGUAAGCUCUUGUCCUAAUAAUAUGGUUAUUUAAGGAAAUAUGUGUUAACAAAAUUGCAAUUAAGGAUUCUACUUAGAUUUUACUUCAAAUAAAUGUCAAUAAUGUCCUUCUAACUGUAUUAAUUGCUUAAAUUAGUAUUAGUGCUAUAAUGGAUGUCAGCCAAAUUAUUUUUUGUUAGAUGGAUAAUGCUUAUAAACAUGUCCCUCAGGAUAUUUUUCUGUUUCAGGAACAUUUUCCUAAUGUCAAAAAUGCUUAUAAUAUUGUUAAACUUGCAAAAAUGGGACUACUUGCUAGUCAUGUAUUUCUGGUUAUUUUUUAGAUUCAGUAACUUAAACUUGUCUACCAUGUCCCUAUAAUUGUUAAAACUGUACAAGCCAAGAUCCAUCUACUUGCACUAGUUGUAUUAUCAAACUUAGUCCUUGCUUACAGUCAUACUAAUGCUAAUUCCCUUCUGGAUAUUACUUUGAUAGCUAAUGCAAGAAAAUUUCUUGCCCAAAUAAUUGUAGCAGGUGUAAUGAAAAUGGAUGUUUUUAGUGCAAUGACUCAUACUUCAUAGUUUAGUCAAAUAAUAAAUUGAUAUGCCAAAAUUGUCAUGGCAGUUGUUUGAAUUGCUCUGGAAGUCUCUCUAAUCAGUGCACUUAAUGUAUUUCUUCUUUAGUAUUUUAUAAUAAUUAAUGCCUGACUCAGUGUCCUUAGGGUUACUAUUAAAAUUCAUAAAAUGUUUGUGUAAUUUGCCCAAGCAAUUUGAAUUGUGCUUCUUGCUAAAAUUCCACUCAAUGUACAACAUGCAAAAAUGGUUAUUAUAUGUCUACUUAACAGAAUACACAAUAACAGGUAUGUAUGCCUUGCGAUCCUGCAUGCAAACUUUGCACUGGGCCUACUUCCUCAAACUGUCUGGGCUGUUUGGCUGGAUAAUAAGUAUGCAAUAAUUGUGCAGCAGGAUAUUUUUAAGAUGGAUAAACUUGUUUUAAAAUGUCUUCUUAAUCUAUUUGUAGCAAUUAAACAUUUCCUAAUUAUGUUAAAUAUUAUUGUUAAAAAUGUCCAACAAAUUGCUUGACUUGCAAUUAAAAUUCUUGUACUUAAUGCAUAAACAACACUUAUUAUCUAUUUACAGAUGGAACUUGCUAAUAAUGCUCUUAAUCAAUUUAAAAUUGCUUAACUUGCUUAAAUCAAACAGUAUGUUCAUCUUGCCAAAAUGGUUUCAGAUUGGAUUCUUAAUCAGGAUUAUGUUUACCUUAUUGUCCUCCAGUUGACGGAUAUUAUCAAUUACCUGAUUUAACCUGCACUACUUGCCCAUAAGGAUGCUUAAAGUGUUCUUAAUAAGGCUCUAAAUUUGUUUAGUGCAGUUCUUGUUUAGAUGGAUACUACCUAGACCCUAAUACAAAUUUAUGUUUUACUUGCAGUUCUAAUUGUUUAUUAUGUAACGAUGCAAACUCUUGUGCUAAAUGUAGUAUAAAUAAUUAUUUAAUGCCAGCUAUAAAUAAUUAACCUUCUUUUUGUGUUGCUUCUUGUUAACCUGGUUAUUAUAAAGAAACAGAUUCAAGACUUUGUAUUUAAUGUAAUAUUGAUAACUGUACGUAGUGUACUGGCCCCACUUCAUGUUCUAUAUGCUCUGCUGGAUAUUUUAUAGAUAUAAUAUACAAAACAUGCAACUAGUGCUCAGAUAAUUGCCUAAUUUGUACAAAUAGCUAAAAUUGUACCAGGUGUGCUACAAAUUUUAUACUCACUUAAAAUGGAGAUGGUUCAAUAAGCUGUGUAAGAUCUUGCUUAUAGAACUAAUAUGUAAGCACUAAUCCUUCUACUUGUGUUGAUUGUAAUAAAUCUAAGUGCUUAUUUUGCUACUCAGAUAAUAGGUGCAUGGCAUGUACUAACAAUUAUUAUCUAUAUGUUAAUCCCUCUGACCCUAAUAAUAGUACUUGUUAGCAAUGUGAUAGCCGAUGUAGCUCUUGUUAUGGACCAAAUGUAAAUUAAUGUUACUCUUGUACUGCUGGUAAUUACCUUUUAAAUAAUUCAUGUUUGACUUCAAGCUAAUGCUUAGCUUUAGGAGGAUACUAUACUGAUGAUCUUAAACAGCUUUGUUCUAGUUGUUAUCCCCUUUGUAAAAGUUGCUUAACCAGUAAUUAGUAACAAUGUUUAUCUUGCAUAAGUGGUUAUUUCUUAUCAAAUAACAGCUGUAUUCCAUGUGAUCCUUCAUGUCUUACAUGUGGAACCUCAAGCACUUCAUGCCUAAGCUGUUUUAGUGGGUAUUUUUUAAAUUAAGCCACUAACAAAUGCAUUAAAAGUUCUGAUAGCUGUCCAUCAGGUUUUUAUUAAGAUAAUAUCUCAAAUUCUUGUAAAUCUUGCUAGACUCCAUGCUCAACUUGCAGCGGGCCCUCUAUUUUUGAGUGCACCAAAUGUGUAAAUGGGUAUUACUACAAUUAAAGUAGUAUAAUAAAAUGCAUUCAGUGUAGUUAAAGUUGUUAAUUAUGCCAUUCAUAACAAGAUUAAAUAACUAAUAAAUUAACACAAGUCUGUGAUACAUGCUCAAAUGGUUAUUAUAAAUCUGAUCCAAGUUAAAUAUAAUGUAAAUAGUGUAAUUAAUAGUAGUAUAGUAAAAAUAAUUAAUGCUUUAACUGCGAUAGUAGCUGCAAUACUUGCAUAGAUGGAUAACCUACAAGUUGUACUUCUUGUCCACCAAAAUAUUAUGUCUUGAAAUAGAGUCCAAGUGAUCUAUCAGGUAGAUGUGAUAACUGCUAUUAGGGUUGCUUAACUUGCCUUUCAAAUGCUCAAAACUAAUGUCAAAGCUGCGUUUAAGGGUAUUUCUUUUAUAAUAAUUAAUGCUAUAUUAGUUGUCCAUAUCAAUUAGUGCCAGAUAAAAAUUCAAUAUGCUAAUGUCAAAUAGCUGGAUGCUCAAAGUGUUAAAUAGAUGGCGUAAGAUAACUUGCAGUGUGUGUGAGUUGUUCGAAUCCAUAGUAUUUUUUAUAUAACUCAAGUUGCUUAAGUGCUUGUCCUGCAAACUUAUUUAGCAAUUUUAUAAAAAUGCAGUGCGUCGAUAAAUGUUAAUAAACUGAAUAUUUAAAUCAGAACCUAAAAUAAUGCACUAGUAAUUGUUCGUUCUAUUCUUAUACAGAUAUUACAACAAACUAAAAAAUUUGCACAAAUAAAUGCCCAGAUGGAUAUUUUACAGAUUUGAUAAAUAAUGUUUGCACAUUAUGUGAUUAAAGGUGUUCUACUUGUAAUGGGCCUACAAAUUCUUCUUGCAUCACUUGUAGCUUUGGAAAUUUAAUGCAUGAAGGUACAAAUAUUUGUAACAACAUAUGUUUGAAUGGAUAUGUACUCGAUACUCAAAAAACUUCGUGUUAAAUAUGCUAAAUAAACUGUUCAUCUUGUAUAUAGAGCUAAGUACUUUAUAUUAAUUAAUGCUUAAAAUAAUGCCCUUUUGGAUUCAUCGUUUAAAGCGGUACAAAUAGAUGCAUUGCUACAUCUUAUCAAAGCGUAUAAAUUCUAAAUUCAGAUGUUCUUUCAAAAUAAGGUGUUUCUCCCUUUUUAGACCUUGAAAUAGAAGGUGUUUUAGUUAAUAUAGAUCCAGGAAAGAUAAUAAGCAUAGAAUGGAAAUUAAUUAGCUCGACAGAUUAAACUAUACAAUAACUUUUUACAGGAACUAACAAUUUUGUGUUUAAAUAUAAUCUCAUUUUACUAAUCAGUUAAAAAUAUUUAAGAGGAAACUAGAAACAUAUCUUUUAAUUAGAAGUCACCCUACCAAAUAAUGUUAUUUUUGACUAAAGUGUAGUUGUUUUAGUAAAAAGAGAAAUGCUAGGUGGAAAAUUUACUGUUAAUUAAGCAUAUUAAGAUGCAAAUAGUGUUUUUAACAAUUUUUAUUCUUUUUCUAUGGGAUAUUUUGAUACAUCCAGACCACAGCUUAUUUAUAGAAUUUAGUGUGAAAGAAUUAAAAUAGUUAAUAGCAUAUAUUUGGUUUCAUAUGAGAAUUUGCUUUUGUUUGAUGAAGUUUUAGUUAAUUUAAUGCAGCCAUAAAAUGGAUAAUCAAAUGUUCUUAUAGAUGACAGUUAUUAAUCUUCUACUGAUAAAUACUUCUUCCCUGUUUUAAAUGUUGACCAAAAUUUUAUGUGCUCUUUAAUAAUUAGGGGUAAUUCAUCAAGCAGUGAUACAGUUUAACAAAAAAAGCAGUAAGAUUUUGCUAUUUUAUUCCAAAACUUAACCAUACCUGCUUUUACUUAAGGUUUAUAACAAUUAAAUUAGUAAAUUCAAAGUAUUAUAAGUUAAGCUGAGAAAAACCCUAGUUAAAUAUAAAUUAGCCAAUGGGUUUAAAUGGCCUAUUCAUUAGACCAUGUGAUUAAAUAAACAGCAGCAGAUUAAUUAGCAUUUUAGCUGAUUUAAAAUUCAUUAGAUAUGGAAAUAAAUUAUUAAUCAAAUCCCCCAACAAUACAAUAAGCAAAUAAAAUUUGGAUGAACUUUUUUUAAAAUUGUAAUUUAAGCACAGAUUCGUAAAAUAGUAUCUAUUGUAAAUGUUAAGAUUAGUAUGUAGGUGUUUUUUGCUAGUAUAGUUCAAUAGACACCUAAGUUUAAUUGCUAAUAAGAGUUUCUAAUUUAUUACAAAACUAUAUUAUCAAUGGUAUCUAGCAAUAGAUUGUAUCAAAUACUAAUAAUGUUUCUAUGAGUUAUGUGCCUUUAAUCAGAAAAUUACUAAGUUAUAACUUAAACCUUAGCAACUCAAACUUAUUUUUUGCAUCUGUCAUUCAAUACUUAGCUCUGAUUUCAUAAACAAAAAAUUAAAGUUAAAUACUUGAUUUUGUUCAAGAUAUAUUUAUUAUUAUGGAAGAUUUGUAGUUAAAUAUUAUGGUUUCUUCCUUUGAUUCAGCAACUGCCAGAACAAUAAUUAUAAAUUAACUUAAUAUGCUUAAAGAUACUUGGGGUAUUUAUUUCUCAAAUAACUCCUAUUUAGGAUAGACUUUAACCCUAAUAGGUAAUUUCUGUAAGGUAAACUUAGUUACAUUAUAGUUAUCUAGGAUAAAUGAUAAAAAAAUAAGUUAAUAAAAUAAAUAAUAAACAUAUUUGAUGGUAACUUAUGAUAGUAUAAGUAUUAAUAUACCACCAGAAGUUGUUUUAGAUUGGAAUAAACUUACAAUUAUUUAAAGAGUUAAUCCUUUUUUACCACAAUUUAAAUCUGAUACUUAUUCAAUCUUAUUGUCUCCUAUUUAUGAUAUUGAUCUAUUUUCUGAUGAAAGCUAGUAAAAGAUCAAAUACAGUAACAUGUAAUAGCCCUUUUAAAUUUAGUUAACCCUCUAAGCUCCUUUAAUAAUGAAUGAAACUUCUAAAAUUACCUCUUCGUUAUUUGAAUGUGUUUAUUUUGAUGAGAAUACAAAUCAAUGGUCUAAUAAUGGAAUUAAUUUAAUAAAAGUAGUAAAUAAUAACACUAUUGUGUGCUAAACUUAUCAUCUAAGUCGAUUUGCUGUUAGGAAAGCUGAUCAUACUCCAAAUUACUCUAGUAAAGUAAUUGAUACAAAAUCACUUUCUUAGAUACUUCCUUAAUCUGAAGUUUAAAUAGUUACUUACGUUCCAACUUAACCAGGAUAAAAAAGUUAAUCCUUUUAGGAUUGGUUAAAAUAAGACUUAAUUUAAUCUUUAAAUCUACAGAAUGCUAAUAAGAAUCCUUACUAUAUUGAUUCUUUUGUCGAAAUUUAGAAUUAAAAUAUUGUAAUACUGAAUCAUCUUCAAUUCCCAGGGAUAAUUCCUUUUAAAUAUCCAGAUAACUUUUAAACACCAUUUGGUUUAUAUUUCGUAUUGGUUUGGUUAUUAGUCUUACUAACACUGGUUCUUCUAAUUAAAUUUUAGGUUACUUAAAUCAUACAGAAUAUGAUUUAGUUUAUUAUCUAAAGAAUUAAAAAAGAUGAAGCUGAAAAAAAAGAAAAGUAGGAGAGAGAGUAGAAAAAAAAAGAAAAAGAAAAUAAAAAAGAGGGUAAGUAAGAUAAAAAUAGUGAUUAAAACGAUAUUGAACUAGGAUUAAACACUAUCGGAAAAACUGAAGAAGAUGAAAAUAAUAGAGACUUAGCUUUGCUAAAUAAAAUUAAAAAAGACAUGAACUUGCUUUAUUAGUCUAAUAACUUGGAUACACCCAACAACAGAUAAUAAAAUGAAAUCAAAAAUAAAAAUGAAGAUUUAGUUUAGUUUAUUGAUAAGAUCAAGCUAAAAAAGUAUUAAAGCGACAAAGAAGAUAUUGGUUUUGGAUCUUUUGCAGAGAAAAGACUUAAACAGAUAAGUUAAAAUGAGAAUUAGCAACUUUCUAGCUCAAAUUUUAAAAAGAAUUAGUAGAUAAAUGAAGUUUAAAGGUCUAAUAAGCGUAAGGAUAGUGUUCUGAGCAUAUAUUCAAGACGAAGUCCAAAAUCAAAUACCAAUAAAAACAGCUAAGGAAUCCAAGAUUCUGUAAUAGAAAAAAAUGCAAUAGCAGAAAUUUGGAAUGAAUAAGAUUUUUUCAUGAAAUAAAACAUGAUAUAAAUUUAAAAAAAUAGUAAAAAUCAAGAUAGAAAUUUAAGUUAAGACAAUGGUAAUUAGGUUAUUUUUAUAAAGAAUCCUUUGAACUAGUUUAAUUGGUAUAACCAUCACCCAUUGAUUUCUAUUUUUGUUAAGCAAAAUAAGCUAUUAAGUAGUAAACUACUUAUUAUUUUGUAAUUUAAUAUUGUAUUUUUAAGUUUAGGUGCUUGCAGCACAAUUACAAACGACUUAAAUAAUGUAGAAGCUUAUUUCAUCACAAUAUUAGUCGCUCCUGCUAUCACUUAGUUUUUUUAUUCGUUGUAUAACUUUUUUUUCUUUCAAGCUUCAUAGUCAUUAAAGUAUUCUUCUUUGAGAGGAGGCUCGCUGCAUUUUGCUUAAGCAUUUAAUUCUAGGUAUAGAAUAGGACUCUUAGUGAUUUCAGUUUUAAUCUUUAUAGGAGAUAGUAUUCUGUUGAUAUUGUUUGGGUAAAAGCGCUAUAUAAAAGAUUAUGGUCCAGUGUUGGUUCGCUUUGCAAUCUCUGCUGUAGUUGAUAUUUUUCUCGUAGAGAUAUUAUUUUUAUUAAUUGCUUAUGUUAUUUUCAAGUUUUAGAAAAAAAUAUCGCCCUUUAGAUAUUAUUUGUAUUUUAUUGUGAAGGGAUAUGCUAUUAAUUUUGCUGAAAUCUCAGAUUUCUAUGUUAAGAAAUCAGAAAAAGAUUAAAACGAGUAGAGAAAAAUAAGAAAUAUUGCAUUUAACGGUGACAUCUAAAACAAAAAAAGAGAGAAGCUAUCAAAGAAAAAAGCUGAGAAAAAAAAUAAAGGAUAAGAAGGAGGAAAGAAAAAUAAGGAGCAUGUGAAAUUAGAAAAAAAGAAAAUUAAAAUAGAAAAAUCAGAAAAUUGA